Molecule: messenger RNA, 1113 nt
Organism: Hypoxylon trugodes
Lineage: Eukaryota; Fungi; Ascomycota; Sordariomycetes; Xylariales; Hypoxylaceae
Product: S-adenosyl-L-methionine-dependent methyltransferase
Exons: 9
Coding region: 250-978 (242 amino acids)
Molecular function (GO): methyltransferase activity
Source: RefSeq, a predicted model, not a curated record
GAAAUCACCGACGAAGUACGCGAAACGAUCACCCACCACAACCGAACAUUUCAGCGCCUCGCUGUGGAGCGCAGGAUUUAUUUUGUACCGGUCGACGAGGUCUGCAACCGCAAAAAAAAGAACUCCCUUUUUUCGAUUCCAGUCCACAAACUGAUGUCGACGCACCUAUCGUAGGAUGAAACCCUUCGCUUGCGCAUUCAGCAUGAUGUCUUGUCCAGGACAUUUGAUGGAAGGUCUAUCUUUCCGCCCAUGGGAUCGCUAAGACGAGUACUCGACUGCGGUUUUGGGACGGGACUGUGGGCUUUUCAAGUGGCUUGGGAAAAUCCCAGAUGUGAGGUCAUCGGCAUCGACGUGAGCCCCCAUCACUAUAACCCAGAGGAUAGUGUUGAAAACCUAUAUUUGAAUGUCGACAACCUUAAUAUGCCGCUCCAAUUCCACUCCAACCACUUCGACCUCGUGAACAGCCGACUAGUCGCAGGAGGUAUCGAACGUAAUCGAUGGCACGGAUAUAUGCGCGACAUUUUACGUUGCCUGCGAGGCGGCGGGUGGUGCCAAAUGGUUGAAAUGGACUUCAAUGCGCAGUCCGACAACGGCACAUUGACAGAUAGUCACGCGCUUCGCCAGUGGUCAGAUAAAUAUCUUCGAGCAAUGUCUCAGACCAAAAAUCCCGAAGCGCCGCGGCGACUCGGGCAUUGGAUGAGGCAUGCUGGGUUUACCGAUGUUGAAGAGCGAAUGAUACCUCUUCCGAUGUGCGGCUGGUCCGAUAAUCAAAGGGAGUUUGACAUCGGCGUCGCCAACCAAGAGAACGUACGACUGCUUCUCGGGUCCUUAGCUCUGUAUCCGUUCACAGAAUUACUUGGCAUGACGAUUACAGAGUUCCACGUUUUAGUAGCGCAGGCAAGAGCAGAGGCUAGUAAUCCUGCGCUCAAGCCAUAUUUCCGAAUUUACGUUUGCGUCGGUAGAAAACCGAGGCGUUGAAGCUAUCGGGUAGCUAUUUGAACGGCUAUUACGGGAGGGGAACCUUGCCGCAUUGGGGGACAAGGCAUGACGGGUGAGGGUAGAGGCAGAUCAUGUUGAUCGGGUCAAGAUCGUGUCGCUCGGCUGUUCGUCUAA